This is a messenger RNA of Neohortaea acidophila, 732 nucleotides long. RefSeq lists its product as uncharacterized. The coding region runs from base 1 to 732 and encodes 243 amino acids. The transcript has 3 exons. Lineage: Eukaryota; Fungi; Ascomycota; Dothideomycetes; Mycosphaerellales; Teratosphaeriaceae. The record is from RefSeq and is a predicted model, not a curated record.
AUGCAUUGCUUCACGCGACUGUUAGCAAUACUGAGCUGGCUGGCGCUAUCAGCAGCCCACACCCAAAUCGUCUACCCCGGCGAACGAGGAGACAACCUCCACACAAACGGCACCCUCCCCCAAAACAACCCCAACACAAUCGGCGUCGACAUCAGCCCGGAUGGCAGCUGGGAAUUCCCCUACGGCCAACAAUUCAUCUACCCAUGCGGCGGCAUGCCCCAAUCCCGCAACCGCACCGUCUGGCCCUACCUAGGCGGCGCCAUCUCCAUCCAACCCGGCUGGUUCGCCGGCCACAAGACCGCCUUCUUCUACAUCAACAUGGGCAUCAACGCGCCCGGCGAGCUGGCGCCGCCGAACAUGUCGCACAUCCUCGUCCCGCCCUUCCAGAUCCUUGGGCCGUCGGACAGCACGUACGGCGGGCAGUUUUGCUUGCCGCAGGUGCCUACGCCGGUCAAUGUUACGCUCGCCCCGGGGGAUAAUGUGACGUUGCAGGUGAUUGAGCUGACGCAGUUUGGGGCUUCGCUGUAUAAUUGCGUCGAUGUCACGCUCGUCGAACCCGAGCAGGCCAUCCCCGUCACGCCGCAGAAUUGCUUCAAUAGCUCGGAUAUUGGGUUCGAGCUGGUCUUCACCUCUGCUGCGCUGACAAGCGGCGCGGAACUGCGAAUCCCUACUCCCUCGGUGCUUUCGCUUUCGCUUGUCACGUUUGCGGCGCUGGUGAUGGCGGUGAUAUGA